Globicephala melas (long-finned pilot whale) is the source of this 2781-nucleotide messenger RNA. RefSeq names its product YTH N6-methyladenosine RNA binding protein F2 (gene YTHDF2). Gene Ontology annotation, biological process: mRNA destabilization. The record is from RefSeq and is a predicted model, not a curated record. NCBI's taxonomy places the organism in Eukaryota, Metazoa, Chordata, Mammalia, Artiodactyla, Delphinidae. Gene Ontology annotation, molecular function: mRNA binding; N6-methyladenosine-containing RNA reader activity. Gene Ontology annotation, cellular component: cytoplasm.
AGACGGGCGUUGAGCUGUCGGGCUAGAGCGUCGCCGAGUCGGAGCCGGAGCCCGAGCCGCGCGCUGUGUCUCCGCUGCGUCCGCCGAGGCCCCCGAGUGUCAGGGACAAAAGCCGCCGCUGCGCCGCCUGCUCCCGUCGCCGGGGCUCAUCCGCUGCCGCCGCCACCCUGAGGAGAGUCCGCCGCCGUCGCCACCCGUGAGGAUCCGAGAGCCAUGUCGGCCAGCAGCCUCUUGGAGCAGAGACCAAAAGGUCAAGGAAACAAAGUACAAAAUGGAUCUGUACAUCAAAAGGAUGGAUUAAAUGAUGAUGAUUUUGAACCUUACUUGAGUCCACAGGCAAGGCCCAAUAAUGCAUAUACUGCCAUGUCAGAUUCCUACUUACCCAGUUACUACAGUCCCUCCAUUGGCUUCUCCUAUUCUUUGGGUGAAGCUGCUUGGUCUACUGGGGGUGACACAGCCAUGCCCUAUCUAACUUCUUAUGGACAGCUGAGCAACGGAGAGCCUCACUUCCUACCAGAUGCAAUGUUCGGACAACCAGGAGCCCUGGGUAGCACUCCAUUUCUUGGUCAGCAUGGUUUUAAUUUCUUUCCCAGUGGGAUUGACUUCUCAGCUUGGGGAAAUAACAGUUCUCAGGGACAGUCUACUCAGAGCUCUGGAUAUAGUAGCAAUUAUGCUUAUGCACCUAGCUCCUUAGGUGGAGCCAUGAUUGAUGGACAGUCAGCUUUUGCCAGUGAGACCCUCAAUAAGGCUCCUGGCAUGAAUACUAUAGACCAGGGGAUGGCAGCCCUGAAGUUGGGUAGCACAGAAGUUGCAAGCAAUGUUCCAAAAGUUGUAGGCUCUGCUGUUGGUAGCGGGUCCAUUACUAGUAACAUCGUGGCUUCCAAUAGUUUGCCUCCAGCUACCAUUGCUCCUCCAAAACCAGCGUCUUGGGCUGAUAUUGCUAGCAAGCCUGCAAAACAGCAACCCAAGUUGAAGACCAAGAAUGGCAUUGCAGGGUCAAGUCUUCCACCACCUCCAAUAAAACAUAACAUGGAUAUUGGAACUUGGGAUAACAAGGGUCCUGUGGCAAAAACUCCCUCACAGGCUUUGGUUCAGAACAUAGGUCAGCAGCCAACCCAGGGGUCUCCCCAGCCUGUAGGUCAGCAGGCUAACAGUAGCCCACCAGCGGCUCAGGCAUCAGUAGGGCAACAGACACAGCCAUUGCCCCCACCACCACCACAGCCUGCCCAGCUCUCAGUGCAGCAACAGGCAGCUCAGCCAACCCGCUGGGUAGCACCUCGGAACCGUGGCAGUGGGUUCGGUCAUAAUGGGGUGGAUGGUAAUGGAGUAGGACAGUCUCAGGCUGGAUCUGGAUCUACUCCUUCAGAACCUCACCCAGUGUUGGAGAAGCUGCGGUCCAUUAAUAACUAUAACCCCAAGGAUUUUGACUGGAAUCUGAAACAUGGCCGGGUUUUCAUCAUUAAGAGCUACUCUGAGGACGAUAUCCACCGUUCCAUUAAGUAUAAUAUCUGGUGCAGCACAGAGCAUGGUAACAAGAGACUGGAUGCUGCUUAUCGCUCCAUGAACGGGAAGGGCCCCGUUUACUUACUUUUCAGUGUCAACGGCAGUGGACACUUCUGUGGCGUUGCAGAAAUGAAAUCUGCUGUGGACUACAACACAUGUGCAGGUGUGUGGUCCCAGGACAAAUGGAAGGGUCGUUUUGAUGUCAGGUGGAUUUUUGUGAAGGACGUUCCCAAUAGCCAGUUGCGACACAUUCGCCUAGAGAACAACGAGAAUAAACCAGUGACCAACUCCAGGGACACUCAGGAAGUGCCUCUGGAAAAGGCUAAGCAGGUGUUGAAAAUCAUAGCCAGCUACAAGCACACCACUUCCAUUUUUGAUGACUUCUCACACUAUGAGAAACGCCAAGAGGAAGAAGAAAGUGUUAAAAAGGAACGUCAAGGUCGUGGGAAAUAAGAGGCAGUUCUGCACAGACUGCAGCAACGGUUGCGUCUGCAUAUCCUAAGAGGAAAAAAAUUGACCUUCAAGAGAAUUAGGACUUUUUUCUUAAUUUCAUUGACUUCAGAGACGAUUGCAGACUUGCAGUUUAAGUAUUGGAAUUUCACAAAAGACAUAGGACUUAACUGGAAAAUGAAAAAAAAAAGAAAAAGAAAAAACUAAACAAAAAAUCCCUCUAGGUAGUUUAGGUGAAAAAUGUCCCUUUUAUUUUGGCUUUGGUUGUGAUUUCAGAGCAUAAUGCUUUGUUUUUUUGUCUUUUUACUAUGUUUUUCGGAUUUUAAAGUCCGUAAGUGCAUACAGUUUUCUCUAAUUUUUAAACCCUUUCCUCCCCCCAUUUUGACAUUUGCACUUGGAGAACACUUGAGUUUUGAAGGUUUUGGGCAUCCACCCCAGAAAGUGGGAAUUUGUUUUUUCCCUUCUGAACUGGAAGAACAUUUUUAUGAAGAAUUUUUGUCUUGGAGAAUUUAACAGUGUUACCCAAGGUUGUGUCUUUAAGGGUGGUUCAUUUUCUCUGACCCUUUGUUAUUCAAAGUAAAAUACUAGGAGUCCUAAGAAAUGUUCUGUUCUUGUACAUUAUACUGAUUAAGUCAGGAUUAAUUUGAUUUCAAAGCUAAGAACAGUGGUAAAAACUUGUUUACAGAAAUGCAUUUUGGAAGCGAAAAAUAUUGUAAAACGUGUAGUGAAUGUUUCUUCAGUUUCUUGUUCAGCCAAUGAGGAAAGGGCAUUGCCUUUCUUUUUACCAUUAAUCACUUCUCAAUAAACGUGAGAUCCUGUUGAGCAUCA